UUCAUAUUUUCGUCUGCUAGGAAGAUACGCAUUAUAAAAUAGUCACUUUGAUAUAAAAUAGUAUAAAAAUUGUUAUAAUUGACACAAAAUUUAUAAAAAAAUAAUAGAAAUUACAAAAAUUAAAUACCAGCUGUGAUUUUGUAACAUCAUUUUCGGAUAUUAUUACGUAAUUUUGUGACAUGCAAACAUUUUCAACGAUCGUAACCAUCAUAUGAUGACUCAAUCUGCAAUGUUCACUUAAAGUGCCAUUGGAUUGUGUGAUUUUGUAAUAAUAAAUUUAAAACUUCAACAGCCUGUAUAUUCUAGAAAACAGAUGAACAAUUUAUUGAAUUGAUACAAAGGAAUCAAAUAUAAAAUAUCUUCAUUUAACAAGAUCAAAAAUUAGAAGAGGAAUGGUAACAGCAAGUUAAAGGUGAAUGAAAUAGAUGAUUUUAAUUGAUUUUUCAUCAAAAUAAAUUGUAACUGAUGGCAAACGUGAAAGACCGAACUCUUCCGGACCUUGACGAUCGGCCUUUCGCAGCGGGAUCAAGAGACUGACUUGAAACGUGCUCUGACACAGGAAAAUCAGUUGAGACGCGACUUUGUAACCGAGCGAAAAUCGUUUCUUGCAUCAAUUGUCUGGAAGAAAAGAUGCUGGGACCAAUAUUCGAAGUACAUGGUCGCUUUUGCGCGAGCCAUCCUCUUGAGGUGAUUGUUGCCACAUUCACCCUGACAGCAUGCAUUCUUAACAUUGAAAUCGGAAAUAGUCAAACGAAAGAGGAAAGUCUGUCAGCCACGCAUUGUUGGCAUGAUCGUUGUUCAUUUGAGGAUCAAAAUGCAGCUGAUGUAAUAUUGAUGACUAUAAUUCGUUGUUUGGCGAUACUCUUCAGUUAUCAUCAAUUACGAAAUCUUCAAAAUACAGGAUCUAAAUACAUUCUUGGUGGAGCUGGACUUUUUACCGUAUUUUCCAGUAUAGUGUUCACUUCAAGUGUUGUGAAUUUUGGCCAAAGUGCUAUUUCCGAUUUAAAGGAUGCCUUCUUUUUCUUUCUUCUGGUCAUUGAUUUGAAUAAGGCACGUUUGCUGGCACAAAUUGCUUCAAGUUCACGAAAUCAGGAGGAAGUUCGUGCAAAUAUUGCACGUGGAAUGACACUAUUGGGUCCAACAAUUACACUCGACACUCUUGUGGAAAUUCUUUUAAUUGGCAUUGGAUCACUUUCGGGUGUCAAGAGACUUGAGAUACUUUGCACAUUUGCCUGUCUUGGUGUCGUUGUUAAUUAUCUCGUGUUCAUGACUUUUUAUCCUGCCUGUUUGUCACUAAUUGUUGAGUUGUCGCGCGGCAAUCACGUAAUGGGCGCUGACAAAAUACUAAUGAUGCCAGGUUUAAAUGAAGAAGACCGGAAACCAAAUCCAGUUGUCGAAAGAGUCAAACUCAUCAUGAUUGCUGGACUUUUCAUCGUUCACGCUCACAGUCGAUGGCCAUUUAAGGAACAGGACCAGGUUGUGAUUAAGGAAUCGGUCUCACCGAUAAAUCAAAAUUUAAUUUUAAACAACGAAAACUCAACGGAUUCACAAUUGAGUUUGGGAAAAUAUUUUUUAAAUUGGAUGCCAUUUAGUCCUGAUAAUAUUGUGAUUGUCAUUCUAUUGGCGGCGUUGGCAAUAAAAUUUGUCUUUUUUGAAGAUAGGGGUGAUAUUGCGAAACAAUUGAAAUUGAAGGAGGAGAGCGCAGACGCGCAAAAAACCGUUACUGAGGAAGGAACGGUGAUGAAAAGUAUGCAUGCAACUGCCGCGAAUUUGGAGUCACAAACGAGGCGUCGAUUUGAAUCCGCAAUGCCCACAAUGCACUCGACUAUUUUUCCUCUUUCUGGAAUGGGUGGCGAUUGGAUUGAAGUUGUUGAUGAUGAGGAAUCAUAUGUGAAACUCAGCGACAAAGAAGUGCAAACUGAUGAUAUUCAACUUGUUGGUUCAUCAAGCGAUGUCAAUAAAGAUGUUGUUCCAAAAAUUCCUCGAACCUUAGGAGAGUGUCUCACCAUUUAUAGAUCAGAGUUGGGAGCCGAUGCACUGACGGACAGUGAAGUAAUUGAUCUCGUGAAACAUAAAUAUAUUCAAUCGUAUCAAUUAGAAAAGGCCGUUGGCAAUAUGGAGCGAGGAGUUGGAAUUCGUCGCAAUAUGCUUGAGGAUAUUGGUAAUUUUUCCGAGAAUCUCGAUGAAUUACCAUAUAAAAGUUAUGAUUACAGUAAAGUCCUUGGCUCAUGUUGUGAGAAUGUCAUUGGCUAUGUACCUGUUCCGGUUGGUGUUGCCGGUCCCCUUAAGGUUGAUGGUGAAUUUAUUCACGUACCAAUGGCAACAACUGAAGGUUGUCUUGUUGCAUCGACAAAUCGUGGUAGUCGUGCUCUUAUAAAUUGUGGUGUAACAAGUCGUGUUGUAGCCGAUGGUAUGACAAGGGGACCAGUUGUUAGAUUUCCAAAUGUUGUACGCGCAAGCGAAGCAAUGGUUUGGAUGCAAAUAACAGAGAAUUUCAAUUCAAUGAAAGCGAGUUUCGAUACUACUAGUCGAUUUGCAAGAUUAUCAAAAAUUCACAUUCGAAUUGCCGGUAGACAUUUGUUUAUUAGAUUUGUGGCAAAAACUGGCGAUGCAAUGGGAAUGAAUAUGUUGUCAAAGGGUACGGAAAAAUCACUUCACACAGUACAGGAACAAUUUCCCGAUAUGGAAGUAUUAUCGUUGAGUGGUAAUUUUUGUACUGAUAAAAAACCAGCGGCUGUUAAUUGGAUUGAAGGACGUGGAAAAAGCGUUGUUUGUGAGGCUAUUGUACCGGCGAAUAUUGUCACAACAGUUUUAAAAACAACAGUGCCAAGUAUUGUGGACGCGAAUAUUAGUAAAAAUAUGAUUGGUUCGGCGGUAGCUGGUAGUAUUGGAGGUUUUAAUGCACAUGCUGCAAAUAUUGUAACGGCAAUAUUUAUUGCGACUGGACAGGAUCCAGCGCAAAAUGUUGCGAGUAGUAAUUGUAUGACAUUAAUGGAACCAUGGGGACCAGAUGGUACGGAUCUUUAUAUUUCUUGUACAAUGCCAAGUAUUGAAGUUGGUACUAUUGGUGGUGGAACGGGACUUCCGGCUCAAGGUGCUUGUUUGGCAAUGUUGGGCGUAAAAGGUGCAAAUUCCGAUGAUCCUGGACAAAAUUCAAGUAAAUUGGCGAGAAUUGUUUGCGCGACAGUUUUGGCAGGUGAACUCUCGCUAAUGGCAGCUCUCACUGCUGGACAUUUAGUUAAAAGUCACCUCAGACACAAUAGGUCGUCAACGACAAUAGGAAAUCCAGUACCGGUAACACGAAGCGAUGCUUCAGGAAAUUUGUCAGUUGCCAGUGUCCUUCCAUCGCUUCAGGCAAUGUGUAAAGACUCGAAUCGAUCGUAGUAUUAGUUAUAAACAUUAAUGAAUCCGUCACUAUUUUUUUCGAGGAUUGAGAAAAAAAAACCCCCUCUUUUUUUUAAGUGGAGAAAAAAAUCAAACAGAAACAAGAGGGGAGAAAAUAAAGUCAAAAUCCUUGAGAAAGAUUUUUUUAAUUAAUAACUUAGAAAAUAAUUAAAUUGGGCUUUGUCUGAUUUACUUUCAGAUUUUGUAAUUUAAUUUCUAACGGAAGAGAAUAGAAAGAGAAUUCUUUUUUCUUAACACAUUAUAAAUAUUGUACAAAUGGAUUGCUUAAAUGAAUAUAGUUUUAAUAAUUAAAGUUAAAUAAUUGUAAUUAGCGUACGAGAAGAAAAAAAAAACAGUUCUUUUUUUUUCUUCGAAUACAUAAAUAGGUUUAGGUUUCUUUUAAUCGGAAAUAAAUGCAAGUAACCCUUUCUGCGGAUACAAUUCUUAACAAAAAAUUUUUUUUUAUUACCUAGAAAAUGUAAAAGAUUUUUUUUUUGCUUUCUUUUUAUAUUAUUGACAAAAAAAUACUGCCUAAAGUAUCGUGCCAAAGACGGAAAGGGUUCAUUAAUUGCAAUUGACAAUAAACACUUUACAAUUUCUCAUUAAUGUAAUAGAAAAAUUGCAUAAAUUUGAAAUAUCACUUUUACAAAUAUUAAAUACGUAAAAAAAAGUUUGUGUAUUUAAAAUGUAAGUUGAAUCAGUCACAAAAUUUACAUUAUAUUAAAAUGUAAGACAAUUUAUAUAUUGAUUUGAAAUAUAAAAUUUUUUUUUUUAUCGAUUUUUAAUGCAAGAAAAAUUACAUUAAUUUUAAAAAUGUAAAAAAAAUGAGUUACGGAUUAACUUUAAAGUAAUAAUUAAAAUUUUAUUCGAAAAAUUUUUUUUUUAUCAGCAAUCACGUGAAACAAAUUAAAAAUUCGUAGAAUUUAUCUGCAUGAUUCAGGAUUUAUUUAUUAUUGAAAUAUUCAAAAUUAAUUCAAUUUAUUCAGAAUAAAGAAAAUAUUCUUUAAAAAAUAUAACAUUAAACUGGAAAAAUAUCAUUGACCAUAUAACAGAAUAGUCAAUUUUGACGUUAACAAUGAGUAAAAGAAAAAAGUCUGAUUUUCAUCGAUGAGAAAAAAAUAAUUUCAUAUUCCUCUAAGUAAUUAUUAUAAUUUAUUUUUUACAUUUUUUUAGUAAUGAAAUUCCAAAUUUAUUGACGAUUUCUUUUCUUUGCGUUUAUAUGCAUAAUAUUAUUUUAAUAGGUAUAAUUUACUGUUACAAAGAUUUGAAAAAAAAAUCUUUUUAUCACAUUGUACAUAAUAGAUUAGGAAUAGGAUUUUAUUUGUAAAUUUUUUUGUUAUAGACAUUAAAUAGCGAAUAGAGAUAAAAUGAAAAUGCAGCUGAAUUGCAAAUAUAGAAAUGAAUAAAAAUGCGCAAUUUAAAAUGCAAAUAUUGUUAAAUCCGAUUUUAAGAGUUUCAUUGAUACUUGAAUUAGUUUUUAAGCAAUAAAAUAUUUGUCGAGUUUUCAUUGUUCCUUGGAUUUAACAACAUUAAAGCGCCAUAAAGAGAGUGAAGUGAAGAUUUUAUAAAGUAAGAUUUGGAAGAGUACCUGCCAAAGGAACAUUUUUUUUGUAAAUUAUUUAAAAAAAAAAAAAAAAGAUGUUAAUGCAUAAUUCUAAUAAUAGUUUUCUUCAGUUAAUAAAUUUUAUGAUAAGUUAUUUUUCGCGACGUAGAUUUUAAUUAUAUCAAUGUUAUAACAAUUCUACAACAAAUUUUUAAAAUGCAUUUUUGGGAAUUAUUGAAACAUUCAUCAAAUUAUGAAUAAAUGGAAUAAUUUAACA
Leptopilina boulardi is the source of this 5204-nucleotide messenger RNA. It is a transcript of the gene Hmgcr, whose product is annotated as 3-hydroxy-3-methylglutaryl-coenzyme A reductase. NCBI's taxonomy places the organism in Eukaryota, Metazoa, Arthropoda, Insecta, Hymenoptera, Figitidae. Gene Ontology annotation, biological process: coenzyme A metabolic process; sterol biosynthetic process; isoprenoid biosynthetic process. Gene Ontology annotation, molecular function: NADP binding; hydroxymethylglutaryl-CoA reductase (NADPH) activity; protein binding. The transcript is spliced from 10 exons. Bases 631 to 3384 code for a protein of 917 amino acids. The record is from RefSeq and is a predicted model, not a curated record. Gene Ontology annotation, cellular component: peroxisomal membrane; endoplasmic reticulum membrane.